UUUAGCAUCAGGUGCCCAGUAGGUAGUUAGGGAUAUCACUGAACCCCUAUUGUGGAAAUACGACUCCCAUUGGCCGACUUCUACAUACCUAUUUAUUUGAUGCUCUAGAUAGUGAUAUCUAAAAGAAACAAUAUAUAAGGGUGUUCUGAUCGUCAACCACUACUUAUUAGUCAUUGCCAAGUUUAAAGCUUAAACAUGCGAUUCUUAGUGCUUUUAGUUUUAAGUUACAUUAUAAUUAUUAUUGGAAAUACAGAAGCGGCAAAGAUAUUGGUUGUGGUUCCAACACCUUCUAUCAGCCAUCAAGUAGUGUUUCGACCUCUGAUUCAGGAACUAGUUAAGAGAGGACACGAUGUCACCGUCAUCACAACAGAUCCUGCCUUCCCGAAAGGAGGAGCUCCUGCUAACCUGACUGAAAUCGACAUUCAUGAUUUGUCAUAUAAUAUUCUCACACAAGAAAUGGCUAAAAUGCCAAGAGGUAACAAGGAUGACUUGCUGCUUCAAGUGGAGUUUUAUUUAAAAGUCUCUGCUUCAGUCUUUAGUGAGCAAUUAAAGGACAAAAGUGUGCAACAACUGAUUAAUAACAAAAACAUAAAAUUUGAUUUAUUGAUCUUAGAAGCAAUUUUUAGACAAGCGUUAGUGUUUUCGCACAUAUUCAAAGCUCCAGUUAUACAAAUGAGUUCUCUAGGGGGUGUUUUUGACAAUUUCGUCACGAUAGGAGCUCCGACACAUCCCAUUCUGUACCCAACAAUGAUUUCACAAAAACUGACCAAUCUUUCAAUGUGGGAGAAAAUAACUUUACUAUAUAGUCUUUAUGUGGGUGAAAGGAUAUAUCAAAAUAAUGCAAUUCUGGAGAAUAAACUUAAUCGAGAACUUUUUGGGCCUGAGGUACCAUCAGUGACGGAACUGUAUGAUAAUGUAGACAUGCUGUUCUUGAAUGUGUAUCCAGUGUUUGAAGGUAUUCGACCAGUUCCUCCAUCUGUUAUCUACACGGGUGGUCUGCAUCAAAACCCGGAGAAGGAAUUACCUGAGGAUCUUAAAUCUUAUUUAGAUUCUUCCAAAAAUGGUGUUAUUUACAUUAGUUUUGGAACGAACACGGAUCCUACUCAACUUCCUCCUGAGCGCAUCCAAGUUCUAUUGAAAGCAUUCUCUCAGUUACCAUACGAUGUUUUAUGGAAGUGGAACGGAGACGAGCUGCCUGGACGUACUGAGAACAUCAGAAUCUCAAAGUGGUUGCCGCAGUCUGAUCUACUGAGACAUCCCAAAAUCAAAGUGUUCGUAACACAGGGUGGUCUACAAUCCACAGAUGAAGCAAUCACAGCUGGAGUUCCAUUGAUUGGAAUUCCUAUGGUGGGCGAUCAGUAGUUUAACGUAGAAAAAUACGUACAACACAAUAUUGGUGUUCGCUUAGACUUUGGAGAUCUCACACCGGAUACCUUUAAAAAUACGUUACUCAAAGUUAUCGAAGAUGAUAGCUAUCGACGAAAUAUAAUCAAACUACGUAGUUUGAUGCGUGACGAGGUCCAGACUCCACUGGAGCGCGCCGUGUGGUGGACGGAGUACGUGCUGCGGCACGGCGGCGCGAAGCACCUGCGCUCGCCCGCCGCCAACAUCUCGUGGGCGGAGUACCUAGAACUGGAACUGGUGCUCACAUUACUGGCAGGAUUACUGUCUAUCUUCAUGUUAUUUGCCUUUACAGUCUAUAUAUUAUACAAAUAUUUCUUCACGAGUAACGCGACUACGACAAAAUUAAAGCGGAAUUAAUUUCCUUUUUUUAUUUAAUUGGUAACUUAUUUAUAUACAAGGUUAUUGUAAUAAUUUGGAUGAAGUUAGUAUGUAUAAAGAUGUAGUCAUAUUGCAAAUUUUUGAUAAGAAUAUUUGUCUUUGCAUUUCUCUUUCAUUUUCAUUGGAAUCUAAUAUUUAAUUUGAUGUAAUUAAACGCCUUGCGCAAUCAAAAGGGCAAAAUCUGGA
Molecule: messenger RNA, 1968 nt
Organism: Trichoplusia ni (cabbage looper)
Lineage: Eukaryota; Metazoa; Arthropoda; Insecta; Lepidoptera; Noctuidae
Product: UDP-glucuronosyltransferase 2B31-like
Exons: 4
Coding region: 196-1362 (388 amino acids)
Molecular function (GO): UDP-glycosyltransferase activity
Source: RefSeq, a predicted model, not a curated record